AUGGCCAAGUUCCCGACACAGCCCGGUUGCUCGAAGUGCCGCUACGCCAAGCGCGGAUGCAGACGAUGCGUCGAGAAUUUUGUGCCCGCGUCCGCGGUCCGGGCGGCGAAGGUGGCCGAGAAGGCCGUCGCGCCCGCUGCGAAGCCCAGCCUCACGUCGCCCCUGGCUGAGAGGGACCCGAACGUGGUCGAGAAGCGACCCCGCGGCAGGCCCCCCAAGUCCGCGCAGAAGCCCGCUAACGGCGUCACGCCGAAGACCCCUAAGACGGUGCAGAAGACAACGGAGGCGAAAGUGGCUCUCGCGUCGCCGCCGUCGCCCGCGAGCGCGAUGGGACUGGCGACGGCGCAGAAGAAUGCGAGCACGCACAAGCGCAAGCCGACGGCCUCCGAGCCGGCGACGGCGACGAAGCGCGCGGCUGUCGACGUGGGCGUGCGUUGGGCGGACAGACUGGAGGCGUACGAUGAUGAGGCGAAGGCGACGGCGACGGCGGUGACGACGACGAUGAAUGAUACGGCGAACGCGAGAUUGGGCGCGGCGGCGAUGGUCCCGGGUCUGGACGAUGAAAUAACCAUCGCCGCGAUGGGCGGCGUGGGCAGGUACGGCGACCGCUCGGAUGAGGACCUUUGCGACUUCCCGCCGGAGCUCAGGGAGGCGUUGAAGAAGGUGUCGGCGGGACUGGUGCUAGGGUUGCACCCCGUGACUCUCGACCGCAACGCCGCCGAUGACGACGACGACGACGACGACGAGGAGGGGGUGGAGACUGGUCUGACGGCGGAGGAAGAGAGAAGAAGGACGCAGGUGGCGCAGCUCGCGGCGGGCACGCUGAACCUGGCGAACAGGUUACGAACGCUGCAACAGGGCCCCGCGCUCGUGCACUGA
Micromonas commoda is the source of this 879-nucleotide messenger RNA. RefSeq lists its product with no specific name. The transcript has a single exon. The record is from RefSeq and is a predicted model, not a curated record. The coding region runs from base 1 to 879 and encodes 292 amino acids. NCBI's taxonomy places the organism in Eukaryota, Viridiplantae, Chlorophyta, Mamiellophyceae, Mamiellales, Mamiellaceae.